Struthio camelus australis is the source of this 5960-nucleotide messenger RNA. Lineage: Eukaryota; Metazoa; Chordata; Aves; Struthioniformes; Struthionidae. The record is from RefSeq and is a predicted model, not a curated record.
CUCCAAAUUAACGCUGAGGAGAAGCUCGGCCUGCUUCCCGAGAUACCGAGUCAAGCAUGCGGCCUGGGAGAGCGCCGUUUCCUUAAGACAUAGGAACAGAUUUCAGUGCGCUUGUCCUCAGCCUUUCACCCUUGUGUUGGGGCCAUGUGCAUCAAAUCUCUCCAAAGGAGUUUGUUUCUUCUGGGAUUUCUCUGAAUUUCAGGGAGAGAGUGAUGGAUUUGUAUUUUUUUUUUUUUUGAACAGCAGUUCAUCUGCAGUAGACUGAGUUGGCAGCUGCCUUCCAGCCCGCAAGAUGCUGUGUAUAUAACCUGCAGUACAUAUUAAAGCUUCUCUGUGGAGAUGGUUUUACAUUUUAUGGUUUUAUGCAUAAAUUUUGCUUCAUCAGUGUGGAAACUCUAAAUAUAUAUGAUGCACCUGUGAAUCGUUCAGUACACUUUAUGCUUACUGAAAUCUUAAAUGUUUUUAUUACAUUGAAAAUAUUUUCCUGGUGCUCCAGGCAUUCUUAUGAGCAAAAUAUCUCAUAUUCAGGACUUCUUUCAUCUUAAAGCACUGAGCGAACAAUGUCUAAUGAACAUAUGGUAGUCAGUCUUAUUAACUUAGAAAAUGAAUUUGAAAACAAGAGGAAAUAAUGCAAAGGAAUUACUGGACAACUGGCAAACUAUCCACAAGCUACAAUAUUAAAUGGGCCUGGUGGAAAUGCUUGAUACUGGGCAAGCUGAACGCUCUUAAAAAAAAAUGAAGUACUAUUGAGAAAAUAGUAUAAGUAUUAUUUCCACAGAAUGUGUCUUGACUUUUCUCACGUAUUGUUACGAAUAGCCUUCCAGUCUUCCAGUGCGUUAUACAAAAUCAUUUUCAUGUUGCGUUUACCACAAUGUGAUUUAAAUUUUUUAACCUAAUGAGUUUUGACGUUUUCAACAAAGUUUGCUUUGCAAAAGUUGCCUCUGGAGAUGGGGACGGUGCUGGUGACAUGCAUUCGUCUUCCUAAUGCAUGUUUUGCUAUCGCUGAUUCUCUAAUGAUCUUGCUUCACCAUGGCAACCAAUAUGGAGGUGCUGGCUCAGCAGGUAGUGGAGACGCAGCAGGUGGCUGAGGAAAUGCACCGUGGUAACAUAGUGUGAUGGUUGUAUCUUGCCACUGGAGAGAUCGCUCCAUCCCAAGAGUGUAUGAAGCUCUGUGAUUUCUUCCUGGCCGGUGCAGACUGUUCAGACUUCAUUAUCUGAAUCUCCAGUGAUGACCAGCCCUUCCCAACGUAUCCAGAUUAUUUCCACAGACUCCUCUGUAGCUUCACCGCAGCGCAUUCAGAUUGUGACAGAUCAGCAAACAGGGCAAAAAAUCCAAAUAGUGACAGCAGUGGACUCAUCUGUAUCUCCAAAGCAACAGUUUAUUUUAGCCAGUCCAGAUGGAACUGGUGCAGGAAAGGUGAUACUGGCAGCACCUGAGACAUCUAAUGCCAAGCAGCUUAUCUUUACCACCACAGACAACAUUGUGCCAGGCAGAAUUCAGAUAGUGACAGACACUGCUUCGGUGGAACGUUUGCUGGGAAAAGCUGAUGUUCCGCGGCCCCAAGUAGUAGAAUAUUGUGUGGUCUGUGGGGAUAAAGCGUCAGGUCGUCACUAUGGUGCUGUCAGUUGUGAGGGAUGCAAAGGUUUCUUUAAAAGGAGCGUAAGGAAGAAUUUGACCUACAGUUGUCGUAGCAACCAGGACUGUAUCAUCAAUAAACACCAUCGGAAUCGUUGCCAGUUUUGUAGGCUUAAGAAAUGCCUAGAGAUGGGCAUGAAAAUGGAAUCGGUUCAAAGUGAAAGAAAACCUUUUGAUGUGCAACGUGAAAAACCAACGAACUGUGCAGCUUCCACUGAAAAAAUCUAUAUCAGAAAAGAUCUACGAAGUCCUCUAAUAGCAACUCCAACAUUUGUUGCAGAUAAAGAUGGGGCACGGUCAGCAGGUCUCCUUGAUCCAGGAAUGCUUGUGAAUAUUCAGCAGCCUUUGAUCAGGGAUGAUGGUACAGUCCUCCUAGCUGCUGACUCCAAGGCUGAGACAAGCCAGGGUGCUUUAGGAACGCUAGCAAAUGUUGUAACGUCUCUUGCUAAUCUCAGUGAGUCACUAAAUAACGGAGAUACUUCUGAAAUUCAACAAGAAGAGCAAUCUGCAAGUGAGAUUACACGAGCGUUUGAUACUUUGGCUAAAGCACUUAAUACCACAGAUGGCUCAGCAGCUCAGAACUUGGCAGAUGGGAUGGAUCCUACAGGAGGAGGGAAUAUUCAUGUCAUCAGUAGAGAUCAGUCAACACCAAUUAUUGAAGUGGAAGGACCCCUACUUACAGAUACACAUGUCACAUUUAAGCUGACAAUGCCCAGUCCAAUGCCGGAGUACCUUAAUGUUCACUAUAUCUGUGAGUCAGCAUCACGGCUACUUUUCCUCUCUAUGCACUGGGCAAGGUCCAUACCUGCAUUUCAAGCACUUGGGCAGGACUGUAAUACAAGCCUUGUGCGUGCCUGCUGGAAUGAGCUCUUUACCUUAGGCCUGGCACAGUGUGCACAGGUGAUGAGUUUGUCUACCAUCCUAGCAGCUAUUGUCAACCACCUCCAGAACAGCAUACAGGAAGAUAAGCUUUCUGGAGACAGAAUAAAGCAAGUCAUGGAACACAUCUGGAAACUUCAGGAGUUCUGUAACAGCAUGGCCAAGCUUGAUAUUGAUGGAUAUGAAUAUGCAUACCUUAAAGCUAUAGUCCUCUUUAGCCCUGAUCACCCUGGUCUGACCAGUUCAACCCAAAUAGAAAAAUUCCAGGAGAAGGCACAGAUGGAAUUGCAGGACUAUGUACAAAAAACCUAUCCAGAAGAUACUUAUAGGCUAGCCCGGAUUCUGGUUCGCCUGCCAGCACUUAGGCUGAUGAGCUCUAGCAUUACUGAGGAACUGUUUUUUACUGGUCUCAUUGGAAAUGUUCCAAUUGACAGCAUAAUCCCCUACAUUCUCAAAAUGGAAACAGCAGAAUAUAACGGUCAAAUAACUGGCACAUCUGCAUAGUGGGAACAAUACAAUUGGAUGCAUCAAAGUAAUUUUCACAAAAACAGAAUUAAGAGAGAGAAGUUAAAAGAAUAACAGUUUGGUAUGUACAGAUAUUUCCAACUUGUUUCUUAGUUUCCUAUCAGAUUUCUUCUUAUCUGUUUGCUGACUUUGACAAAAUGUAAGCAGCUAUUAAAUGGCCUGCUAUUAGGACCUUUUCUGCCACAAGGAACGUUUUCAAUGCCUUUCAUUCAAAAGGCUAUAGAUUACUGAACAUACUUUUAACAUGCUUUGUAUUUAGAAAUUAUCAGUGGUUAAAAAUAGAGUUUUAUAAUAUCGGAGAUUAGUAAUGAAAUUACUUUAAAAGUAAAAAGAACAAUAUGUAUAUAUUUAAAAAUAUCCUUGGAAUUAAUAUCUAAUAAUUGCCAGGGUAUAAUAUUAGCACUUUGUAAGCACUUCUUGUCAAAGCGAUAAUGUCAUCAACAUCCUGCUUGUGAGUAGGGGAAAAUGAAAAAAUUGUGUAUGUCCUUAGUAAAAACGCUAGUGAUUUCUGUGAAAAUGUAGAAUGCUACAGGAGACAAUCAUUUAUUUUGCAAAAAGUCACUUGUUCUUAUGUUAUGCAUUAAAUGUGGAUUCUUAACUUAGAUUUCCACAUUGUCUGGCACUAUACUCUGUUAGAUUAGUGCAGCUGUGAUUAACAGCAUGACACAAGCAUAGUGACGGUAACAUGCUGCAGAAAUUACCCAAACUAGAAGACAGAAUUUGAGUUUCCUUCCACAGUUAUGAGGAAAUAUUCAGAUUCCUUAAAGUUUCUACUCAACCUGACACUGAUGUUUACGCAGUCCUGACAAAUACUCUGAUAGGAUGCCUUUUGAUUGUGGGGAAAAUCGGUCAUUAGCUGGAAGAACAAUCACUUUCAAGCAGAGCUGUGUGAAGCUCUUUGAGUACACCUGGGGUAUUUCCCAGUCUGCUCCUCCUCUCUGAACUCAUCGUCCAGCCAAGGUUACAAUUUAAAACCUGAAAUGUUUAGAAGCUCUAGCAGUCAGCAGAGUAUGUACUGUAAAGCUCUCCCUUCCCUGAGGACUAAGCACUCCUCCUUUUGCAAAGCUCUCAACCUUCCCGUGACCCAGUUUGAAACUGAGGUAUAGCUGUGAUUUAUACUCAGUCACAUACAAUUGCAGAUAAUGACUGAUACAGCAUGGAGUUAUAAAAUGAACUUCUUUUAAAAUUGUUUUGAAUAGUGAGCCAUCAACACAUUUUCUUGUACUAGCCCUUAUCAGCUAGCACUGCUUUCAUUUUAGUAUAAUUUAUUAAUAUACAAAUUAGUGUUUUAAAUGAUUUUUUUUGGUCACAACAAUUAUAGCUUCAUCAGAUCCUGGCUUAUUAGAUACAUUAGAUAAUUAUUUUAAUUAUUUCUAUGGCAAAGGCAUUUUCUACUUGUACAUUUUUACGUGACAAAAAUCUAAUGAUAAAAUUCAGCACUUUUGAUCUACUUCUAAUAUUAACAUUGAUGUUAAUGAACAUCAUGAAGUUGGUGAUUGCAUUUUUAAAGGUCUGAAUUGCAGCCAAGACCUUAGGCAACUUUAGAUGAGGCUCCUAAUGUAGUAACAAGUCCCGACUUGGUACGCUUCAUUCUCGCUAGGAGGCUCACGUUUGUAACACUCUUUGUGACAUGGAAGGCUAUGUAAUUUUGGCUUCUGGAUGCAUUAAAAUCUGUUAUUAAUCGCAAUAGUUAUAGCAUUCAGAAAUUUCUGUUCUCAAGAGGAUGUUACAAAGAGUCCAACAUAAAUGCAGAGAUCUGUAAUGUCGCACUUUCUUUUCUCUGAGCUUUUGCUAUAGCAAGUGAAAUUGUAUUUUUAAUGUGAAAAAAAGGCCCUCAUCUAGCAUUAAGUCAACUGGAACGCGGAGCGUUGUACUAGCUGCUGUACUGCAGCGUCACUUCUUGUGUGAUUGUGUCGGCACCUCGGAUGCAAAGUCCCUGUUUUAAGGGUAUAUAACUUAAAAAUUAAUUGUGGCUUUAACAACAAAAGAAGUACCUACCUUGGAAACAGUUGUGGCCAUUUUUGUUAAAAAUGAAAGUUUUACUGGGUUACGUCAUUGUUGUUCUAAAAAUAGUGUACAUCGAACUAUUGUGGUAUUUUUAAUUGCAAUAAGCGAGAAGAUAAUGCUGUUUAAUUUGCUUCUACUAUUUUGUAAAAAAAAAAAAAAAAAAAAAAUUAUUUAAGCAGCUAAGUAAGCAUUGUUAAUGAGACGUGUAAUAUUCCUUAAUACAAAAUACACUAGUCAUCAGAUUCAUUUUUUUCCAAAUUUUUACACACUUUUUCAUGACAAACAUCAUUUGGGCUUACAUUUUUCAGGUAAAAGAGUCCCAGUUCGUGUGCAAAAAAAAAUGUCCCUGAAUUAUUUUUUACUUACACAGUGAAAAUAAUUAAGAGAAACAAAACCCACUAUAUUUUAGAGGGGACAGAGGAAUUGGAUGAAAUAAGACUUAACGUGUAUACGCUGUGUUUGUAAAUCAAAAUGGUAAAUUUCAUGCAGCUCUGUUAACAAAUAAACCGCACUUCCGACAAAUACCAGGCCACAUGAUGGUAUCCGUCCUUGAUGGAUAUCUGCUAGUUCUUUUCUCUGCAAAUAGUACCCUGGACGUCAAUAUUAUUUUACCUGGGGUAAAAUGUUACUUUUUGUAAAUGAGAGAUCGCAAGGCAAACCAUAUCUAGGGUUUAUUUUUUUAAAUCUCAUGAAUGCAUUUAAUAGAUACGUAUUACCACCUGACAUCUAUAAAGCCUCCUUCUGUGUGGCAUCUUCAGCAUGAUUUUGCUGGGUCACGUUAGUCAGAGCCGAGCUAAUUUAGUUCUUGUGCCAAGAGCAAAAAAGUAUUUUCUCUAACUGUAACUAUUUUGAUUCAAAAAGUAACAGUUUGGACUGUAGAAAUUUUGACAGCGGAUGGCGGAUCCCACAGCUU